CACAUACCAUGCAUCUGUAGGUCAGUUCGUCCAGCUGAAAUGUGAUGUCGGAGAUGAUGACACACCUGUGAGCUGGAGCAGAGAUAGUAACCAUACCCUGGACUUGACAAUGUCUCGGAUUAGAAAGACAAACAGCUCACUGCUAUUUUUACCUGUGGAGAUCUCAGACAGCGGGUACUACAUCUGUAAGAGCAGUGGCCCUUCAGAAGAUGAGGAGAUUACAAUGCUCCUUCUUGUGGAGAGCAGCUUGUGUCCUCCUCACAGUGAUAUCAAGUCUGCCAAGCCGGGGACCAAUGACAGGCUCAUCUGCGGACAGGAGGACAUCUUCACUCUCAACCAGACAGCAGAAAUCACCUGGCUGAAGGACUGCAACCCCCUAGGUUUUCAUACAGAAAGGAUCAGAUUUUCAAAUGUGACCACCAGGGAUGCAGGAAACUACACCUGUAUGAUAACGUUCUCCUUCGAGGGGAAGCUCUUCCACGCCUCCAGGACAAUCCUGCUGGAUGUUAAGAAAGAACCACCUUUGACAGACCCCACAGUGAUUGAACCACGAAACGAAACCAUUAAGGUUGAGCCAGGUGAGAAAGCUGAGUUCAAGUGCACUGUGUUUGUUGGAAGGGAUGAGGGCUCUGAGACCGAAACCUCAGUUUACUGGACUGUCAACAACUCCCUCAUUGACAAUUACGAGCAGUUAAAACACAGCACAAGCUUUGAAAUGAAGGACCAAGGGCUGUAUGGGUAUUCCAGCCUGUUUAUCUCGGAGGUUCGGCCGGAGUUCUUGCACGUCCCCUUCAGCUGCAUCGUCUGCAGCCCUGUGCACAGAGACCGUGGGGUGGUGUGGCUCGUUCCAGCGAAUCACAGAGACUUUCACAUCAACUUGAUCAUCUGCAUGGCUGUUCCUGUGGUCAUCACUGGGGCAGUGAUGUAUCAUGUCUUCAAGGUUGACAUAGUUCUGGCACUUCGAGGACUUCGCCCCCUUGUGGCCAGCAAGACGGACGCAGAUGGCAAGCUGUACGAUGCCUAUGUCAGCUACCUCCACAGCGAGGCACUGUGCUCCCCCAGAUUCUGCCUGCAGGUUCUGCCGGCAGUGCUGGAGCGGCAGCACGGGUACAAGCUCUUCAUCAGAGGAAGGGAUGACCUGCCGGGGGAAGGGGUCCAUGAUGUCAUCUCCAAUGCCAUCAGCAGAAGCAGGAGGUUGAUCAUUGUCCUCUCGGCCACUAACUCGUCGGAGGAGGACCCCGAGGACCCAGUUUUAUUGGAUCAGAACCAGAACGAGGACCAGCCCGAUUUUGAACGGCAGAUCGGUCUCUACGAUGCCCUCAUCCAGAACAGCCUCAAAGUCAUCCUUGUAGAGAUCGGAAAAGAUAUAGACUACUCCCUAUUCCCGGAGUCGGUCCGGUAUGUCAAGCAGAAGCAAGGGGCUUUGAGGUGGACGCCGACCCAUGGGAGUCCCACGGCACCCCCCAACUACCGCUUCUGGAAGUACCUGAGGUACUGCAUGCCCCCUGGCGCACCCACGAGCCAUGGUGCUGAACAGGGAGCCCGGGAACCAGCAGUCAAGUGUCCACUCCCAUGGUGACGGACGCCUUCCCUCUCACAGAUCCACACCUACAUUAACCUUCGGGGCUCAUUCAGCAAAUGUGUGAAGGUGCUGAGACAUUAUAACAACAUCACUGAAUUGUUAUCUAGAGACUGUGAGAACACUAUCCAGGUUAGUUCCUGGAAUGCCAAACAUUACUUCAGAAUGGACAGACCAUUCAAAUGGGCAGGAAGUCCCGUUUUUCAGUUGGGUCACUUUGUGACCUCUUGACCUCUGAGGUCUUAUCUCUUUAUCCAGCAGGACGCAACUCUGCAAACAUGCCACAGUGCCCCGAAUAUGUGCAGAAAUCACGUGACCAACAUGUCUGCAUUUAGUAGCUGCGUUCUCACUUCAGAGCUCCAGUGGUAUGCACACAUCCACCAAGUGCAGUGAGAGGGUGUGUAAAAGAAGGGGUACUGGGCUUGUCACAUCUUUUCCCACAAGUUACUUGUGUGUUACCUAUAUGCAUUUGCA
Megalops cyprinoides (Indo-Pacific tarpon) is the source of this 2053-nucleotide messenger RNA. Its product is annotated as interleukin-1 receptor type 1-like. The transcript is spliced from 9 exons. NCBI's taxonomy places the organism in Eukaryota, Metazoa, Chordata, Actinopteri, Elopiformes, Megalopidae. Bases 110 to 1579 code for a protein of 489 amino acids. The record is from RefSeq and is a predicted model, not a curated record. Gene Ontology annotation, biological process: signal transduction.